AUGGCUCGAUAUUUGAGUUGUUCAUUGCUGAUACUCGGAGUCGUCAAUUUGGCUAUUUCGAGAAACGAAUCAAACAUUCUACGAUUGAGUAAAUCCCCGAAAGUGAUGGGUACUGUUGUCGAGGUGAAGGAAAACGAUAUUAAUAAUUCUAGUGAUUAUUUAGAAGAAAGAAACGUAACGAAAAGGAACGAGUCGCUCGUUGAGUUCAGCAAGCACAAUCCUGAGUUAGAUUGGAAAAAUCAUGUUAAGAUCGCUAUGGAAAAUGAAGAGGAACAUCAUGAUUUGGACGUUGAUUUUAUGAAUGAAAAACUUGAGAGGACUGCGAACAGCAUUCAAUGGUUCUCGGAUCUGUAUGAUCCACUUAAGUGGACGAGAGUACCCGGAAAACUUCAGGAUGAGUGUAGAAAGGAUAUGGAUUGUUUUCUCAAGUCUCUUAAGGAUGGAAAGCUCUGGGCUGCUAAGAUGUCCGAUGCAAGUGGCCGAUAUUCCUCGCAAUUUCAUUUUGGAAAUGACUUUUGGUUGGGCUCGAGUACACUAUGCAAAGAGAUCAACGUAACGAACGAGAAAAAUCUAACGGGUGGUUCGAAAAAUGCACCACCUUAUUCUGUCAGCUUUCACGUUGCGAGGAUGUACCUGACUUUGCCGGAGGAACUUGAAUUAUCGACACGACAAGUAUUUUUGGGUCUUUGCCUGCCAAGUUCCUGCGAUCGGCCGUCCUUGAUGUCAAUGUUAAGAGCCAGCGCGGAUCGAGUCGAACGAGAGGGUAAUUCUACAUAUCGAUCGGUUGGUCCGAAAAUUCACAUUUUAACCGUGAAACCGGUGCCGUUAAGCGACUACACCGUUUGGCAAGACCCCAAGUUCUACGUGCUCGCCACCGUCGGCGGAGGUAUACUUCUUUUAAUGAUAUGUGCCGCGAUCUACGAGCAAAAUAUCAUGAUAGAAAGUACAGAUAUCGAGUCUUCGAAUGUAACCAAUAAUAACGAGAAAGUGAUUAACUUUACGAAUAAAAAUUUAACUCAGGACAGUUGUAUCUCGAUAGUCCAAGAAAAUGGAGAGGAAUUGAUCGACAAAGGAUCGAACAAUAUACAAAAGGAUUUAACUACUCAGAUAAAGGAUGCUAACGAGAGAGGAUUUUGGGCGAAAUGUCUACUCGCUUUCAGUCCUACCGUAAAUGGUGGAAAAAUUAUCAGCACCGAACCAGCUGCUAGAGACAGUUUGACCUGCCUUCAUGGUCUUCGAGUCUUUUCAUUAGGAUGGGUCGUAAUGGUCCACACGUAUCUUCAAGUUUUUGCUAUCGCAGAGAAUAAAAUGCUACGUACUGUCACCGAGAGGAACUUUAUGUUCCAGACGAUCAGCAAUGCUACUUUCUCGGUCGAUACGUUCUUUUUCAUCAGUGGUCUUCUGGUCACGAUCUUGUUCUAUCGAUCGUUAGGAAGCUUGAAAAUCGAUAAAAGCGAUUUUCUGAAAACGAGCACGAGCAAGUUCAUCGUUAUGAUUCUCUACAGAUUCGUACGAUUGACACCAGCUUAUCUUUUCGUCCUUGGGAUUAACGAAAUCUCUAUAAAACAGAUUCAAGCGAAGACUGUCUUCACACCGGAGAUGGCUGAUCAUUUGAACUGCGACAAAUUUUGGUGGAGAAACGCUCUCUACUUAAAUUCUCUUUAUCCUCGUAAAGAAAUGUGUAUGCUGUGGAGUUGGUAUAUGUCGAACGAUACGCAAUUCUACGUUCUUGGUAUUCUUCUCCUUCUUUUCUCCGUCAAAUACAAGAGAAUUGUAAUCAUCCUGGUGAUACUUCUUAUCAUAUCUUCUUGCUUCACAACCUUCUCUGUAGCGUAUGCCAAUGACUACGUCGCAAGAAUACAAGAACCAUUCGCCCUUUUCGACGAACUUUAUGAUAAGCCUUGGUUAAGAGCCGGGCCUUAUUUCAUCGGUACAAUUACAGGAUAUCUGUUAUUCAAAACCAACUGCAAGAUCGAGUUAUCUGUGUGCGCGAAGUUGACAGGUUGGUUGCUGUCAGGAUUGAUAAUGUUCUCAGUGGUCUACGGCUUAUAUCCAGCUAAUUUAACGGUUGUGGUGAGUUCAAUUUACGCGGCCUUGGGUCACACUGCCUGGGCACUAGCAGUGGCCUUCAUCGUGAUCCAAUGUUGUACUGGUUCAGCUAAAAUGGUAGACAGCCUUCUGUCUCUGAGGCUGAUGUAUCCGCUAUCGCGGCUAACUUAUUGCGCUUAUUUGGUGCAUCCUGUCAUCAUGACGAUCACCGUUGCGCAAAUGGAUGGCCCGUUGCAUCUUCAUAACGGUAUUGUGCUCAUCGUUUACUUUGGCAAUCUUGUCGCCUCCUACCUCAUGUCAUUUUGCAUUUCCAUCGCUUUCGAGGCACCAGUUGUAAAUCUUUUGAAGAUCUUCUUUACUGGAAAAAAACGGACGAGAUAGGAUACAAAAUUUAUUGGCUUUCGUCAGUGACAUACGAGAGAAUCGAGAGAAAAAGCAACGAUAAACUGGUGUAUUCUUUAACGAAAAAAUCCUGCUAGAUGAUACAUAUAAUCCGUUCACGUUUUUGUAGAAAUGUAUAAACGUCGAAAAGGUAGUUAUACACGUAUACGUAUAUGUAUCAUUAAGCUUAGAAUAGUAUAUUUUGUAAAUAAUAUAUUUUAUAACAUUUAAAUCUUUUUAAUGCAAAUGAAUGUGAAAUAUUCCGUAAAUACGUAGCUAAAUCCGAAACAAAUGAGAAAAAGAGAUAGAAAAAUAUUAUCGUGUUCGGUUUUCUAUUGGCCUUUAUAACAUUCGUUAUUGUGUAUCGACAAAAAUAAAGUGAAGAAGUGUAUACUGU
Vespula vulgaris is the source of this 2827-nucleotide messenger RNA. RefSeq names its product nose resistant to fluoxetine protein 6-like. Gene Ontology annotation, molecular function: acyltransferase activity, transferring groups other than amino-acyl groups. Bases 1 to 2430 code for a protein of 809 amino acids. The record is from RefSeq and is a predicted model, not a curated record. The transcript has 13 exons. NCBI's taxonomy places the organism in Eukaryota, Metazoa, Arthropoda, Insecta, Hymenoptera, Vespidae.